ACUCUAUAAAGCUAGAUGGAGCUCAAAUCAUUUUCCUCAUUGUCUUUGUAUGAUUCAUUUUUAAGGGCAAUGGCUCUAAGUGGUAUCUUGGUUAAGAAAAUUCCCAUCAAAUCAGAUGGGAACGUGUUCUAUGACAUUUUAACGUACAGCCCAUAUAAUGUAUGUGAAAUUUGCCCUGAUUGCAUGAACGGUGUUGAUCUGGAAGAUGGUGAAUGGGGUGUUAUUGGAUGCGUCAUUGUUGUUUCCUUUAUACAUGAUGGAAAGACACAUGUGGUUAAAGAAGUGCUUCAAACAAUCGACAAGGAGAAAAAGUCUGUGAGCUACAACGUGAUAGGUGGUGAUAUUAUGGAUGCUUUCAAGACCUUUUUGAUCACGGUUGAUGUUGACACAAGUGAAGAAGAGAGUUUUGUGACUUUGACUUUCCAGUACGAGAAGCUAGAUGAAAAUCUAGAUGCCGCUGAAAGUUUGAUGGAUUUUUGCGUUAAGGUCAUCGCAGAUAUGGAGAACUAUUACCUUGCGAAGUCCAUUUAAAAUUGAUCUAUGUGCGCAGUUUAUUACAAAUGAAGUUCUUUGGAUUAUUUGAGUUUGUUUCACUAUAUGUGCUAUUAUUACAUAUCAAUUUCCAUUACGUUUGCAUGAGAUUGAUGUGUAUUGUAUAAUAUCAUUGAAUUCCCGGUAUUCUAUCAUAUAUUUGUUGCCCAGUUAAAUAAAAUUUCAAUUGAUAAUU
Molecule: messenger RNA, 727 nt
Organism: Lactuca sativa (garden lettuce)
Lineage: Eukaryota; Viridiplantae; Streptophyta; Magnoliopsida; Asterales; Asteraceae
Product: kirola
Biological process (GO): defense response
Source: RefSeq, a predicted model, not a curated record